GGGUCGCUCAGUUCUUUCCCGCCAUGUCGUUUGUGGACGGUGCGAGGUCUACGGCCGCGCGAAGUCGCCGCCAGGUUACCCCAGGCCCUGGGACUCGGCCCGUGUCUUCCGAUUUCACUCACGGGGAUAGCUGGGGUGAGGGCGAAGUCGACGAAGACGAGGGAUGCGACCGAGUGGCCCGCGACUUGCGGGCAGAGUUCUCGGCCGGGGCGUUGUCGGAGCCCAAGAGGGCCUUGCUAUUCCCUCGGGUCGGGGACGGGUCGCCGGUCCUGCGGGAUAAGCGCAACGGCAUCUUCCCGGCCGCUGCGGCCAGCCGAACGCCGGCUCGACGGUGGCCCAUCCAAGUCCUUUCCAUUCUCUGUUCGCUGCUGUUUGCCGCCCUCCUUGCUUUCCUCCUCGCCAUCGCCUACCUGAUCGUUAAAGAAUUGCAUGCAGAACAUUUGAAAAAUGAAGAUGAUAUAGAUACUGGGAUGUUAGGAUUCUGGUCUCUGCUGAUAAUAUCUCUAACUGCUGGAUUCUCCUGUUGCAGCUUCUCUUGGACAGUAACUUAUUUUGAUUCUUUUGAGCCAGGAAUGUUUCCGCCUACUCCUCUUUCACCUGCUAGGUUCAGGAAGCUGACUGGACAUUCUUUCCACAUGGGCUAUAGCAUGGCAAUUUUGAAUGGCAUCGUAGCUGCUCUCACUGUGGCAUGGUGCCUCAUGUAAUCCCACAAUAGAGCAGUAUUGUUGGUGAAAGUCAUGAUUGUUUUAGUAACAGGAACGAAUAUUGCCUACUCAGAAGACUGUGAGAUGCGAUUCAGAUACGUACCAUCAUCGUUGUGGAAGGUCUUGU
Messenger RNA from Acomys russatus (golden spiny mouse), 831 nucleotides. RefSeq names its product ADP ribosylation factor like GTPase 6 interacting protein 6 (gene Arl6ip6). The coding region runs from base 24 to 704 and encodes 226 amino acids. NCBI's taxonomy places the organism in Eukaryota, Metazoa, Chordata, Mammalia, Rodentia, Muridae. The transcript is spliced from 4 exons. The record is from RefSeq and is a predicted model, not a curated record.